Molecule: messenger RNA, 403 nt
Organism: Symbiodinium pilosum
Lineage: Eukaryota; Dinophyceae; Suessiales; Symbiodiniaceae
Source: the annotation of a GenBank genome assembly
GCCAGCGGCGAGGAGGUGACUCCUGAGAAUCUGAAGCAGUGGCUGGACCGGCCGGUGCGCUAUCUCUGGGGCUUUCCCAAUCGCGAGCCGGUGGUGGCUAUUGAGGUGUUCCCGCCCGUGAGCGCCCAGCUCCAACUGUCCUUCGUUGGCGUACACAACCUGGUGGUUAGCUGCGUAGCCAAUGUGCCCAAGGGUGGCGAGGAUGGGCGAGGCUAUCCGGACCCGCCAGAAGGUUUAGACCUGGCAUCGCUCUGCUAUGUCAAGACCCCCGACGCUCUCACGAUGGAUGGCCAUGUCAUGUCCGACAUUUCCCUGACAGGAUUUGGAUGGGUGGCGGUGUCCUUUGCUGCGCUAAACGCCAAGGCAGCCGGCCGGCCGAUGCAGCGAUCCAAAGUCACCAUCC